Haemonchus placei is the source of this 279-nucleotide messenger RNA. Lineage: Eukaryota; Metazoa; Nematoda; Chromadorea; Rhabditida; Trichostrongylidae. The record is from the annotation of a GenBank genome assembly.
AUGGAUGUCAAGUUUUUCGGAAAGGACGCCGAACCAGAGGAAUGGGCUAAUACCAUACGAUGCCUCGGGAGUGAACCAUGCUAUAAUAAUGCAAUAGUCGGACGUUUCAAGAUUCGUCCCUGGUACGAGAAGCUACGUGAAUUCUGGGUGCCCCUCUGGCCGGCACCAAGCACUGAGACAGACGAAAAGACCAUCGUCGCAAAAGAAGCGCCAACUGCUCGAAAGCCGGUCAUACCUCCAGAAAUAUGCCCAAAUGUGGACGACUUUGGUACGAUGUGA